Messenger RNA from Rhea pennata, 4145 nucleotides. RefSeq names its product E3 ISG15--protein ligase HERC5-like. Gene Ontology annotation, molecular function: ubiquitin protein ligase activity. The record is from RefSeq and is a predicted model, not a curated record. The coding region runs from base 227 to 2953 and encodes 908 amino acids. NCBI's taxonomy places the organism in Eukaryota, Metazoa, Chordata, Aves, Rheiformes, Rheidae. The transcript is spliced from 23 exons. Gene Ontology annotation, biological process: protein polyubiquitination.
GGGGGGCUGCGGGCCGGGGCUGCUGGUGCUGCCCGCGGCCGCCCAGCGGCCCGGCUGCUUCCUGCGGCAGCCGGAGAGGCUGCGGCAAGCCCUCUGCAAGCAGGGCCGCUUCGCUGCCGUGGAGAAGUCGGGGGUGGUUCUCCUUUCCGGCGGUGAAGUCUGCUUGGCAAAAUACGUGCAAUUGCAGAACAAGCAGGUGCUAUGUUUGGACUGCGAAGCAACGCACAUGCUCCUUCUCUCCUCUGACGGGAAGCUUUCCGAGCACCGGGCUACGGCUUCGGCUACCCGCUUUGAGACAAGGCUGCUGAAAGAAUUAGGAAACCGAUAUAUUGUCCAAAUAGCCUGUGGGGACCAUCAUUCCAUGGCACUGUCUAGAGGAGGUGAGCUCUUCACCUGGGGCCAGAAUGCCCAUGGACAGCUUGGAGUGGGAGGACAAGUCACAUGCGCCGCUGAACCGCAGCUCGUGGAGGGGCUAAAGGGCAUCGCGCUUGCUCAGAUCGCUGCUGGAGGAGCUCACAGCCUGGUGGUGUCACUCUCUGGAGCUGUGUACUCCUGGGGAAAGAACGACUCUGGACAGCUGGGACUUGGACACACACAAGACAGGGACUGCCCAUCAUAUAUCGGAGCGUUACACCACUGGAAGACUGUAUUUAUCUCAUGUGGAGCAGAUCACACUGCAGUUCUCUCCAAGGACGGGCUGGUGUGCACCUUUGGAGCGGGAGAGGCUGGCCAGCUUGGUCACAACUCCACUCGCAGCGAACAGACCCCUCGCAUGGUGGCUGAGCUGUGGGGAGCAAGAGUGUCGCAGGUUGCCUGUGGAAGACGGCACACUCUAGUUUACGUCCCCUCCUUGGGCAAAGUCUACUCAUUUGGUUCUGGUGAGGAAGGACAGCUGGGAAAUGAGGGAAAGUCUAAUCAGCUGGUACCACUUCCCAUCAAUUUACCUGUGGAUAAUGGAAAACAAAAUCAGGGAAACAGUACAUCACAAAAGGAGAUUAAAAUUAUUGCAGGAGGAAACCAAAGUAUUAUCCUGCUGUUGAAGAAAAGGAAUUCCUAUCUUAAUUUGAAUGGAAUUGCCACUCUGAAGGAUGUGUGGAUUUCUAAUUCCUAUUCACAAAAGUGGGAGGACACAAGAAAGGAUAUUAGUCUGAUCUUUUCAUCUGAGGCAUGCAUCAAUGGAAGCUUCUUGGAACAAAGGGACAAGCAUUUCAGAACUUCCAAAGAAAUCUCGGGUGUAGACAUGUUAGAAGUGCUACGUUUUUAUGAGAAUAUCAGCUGCGAGCCAAGAGUCUUCCAAGAGGUGAAACAGGAGAUUAAGAAGUUACUGCCGUCACUGUCUCUCUCUCCCAUCUCACCUGAAAAUUUCAGAAUCUACUUGAUCUUACCCUUCCUUUUGCGGGAAAAGGAUGACGCCUCUUACCAUUCUCUUGGUCUGCUAGCCCAAGCCAUCAUGAGACUCCAGCCAAGGGACCUGCAAAUUCUUGAAUCCCUGUUGUCAAAUCUAGAAGAAUUCUUUUUCAAAGAGCUCAUCAGCAUCUAUCAGAGGGCUUCCUGGAACAAUCUGUCUCAAUUAAUCUUCGAAGUGAGGUUUUGCAGAAGAAGCCUCUUUGAACUGCGCUGCCAAGAGCGAGCGACUCUGCACAUAUUACAGUUUCUUUUCCAGGUGAAGUCCAAGGCUGGUUUUAGAAUACACAAGAGCAACUUUUAUAUACCUGCAGUGAAAGAGAUUAUCAGAAUGUGUUUCUGCAGGGAUGUGAAAAAAACUGCUCUAUGGAAGCUGACUAAAUACCCAUGCAUCUUUGAUAUGCAAGAUAAGAUUGCAGUUCACGAUAUAGAACGCAGUAUUCUGUCCCUCCACUGCUUGAUAAAUAUUAUGAGCUUUCCACUGGAAGUACAGGAACCAUGGUUUUUUCCGGUCAGAAGACAACACCUUCUGCAAGACGUAUGGGACAUUUUAAAUAACGCAGCACCUGAACAAUUCAGGAGGAUGUUAGAAGUGAGCUUCGACGGCGAGGCCGGCGUGGACGAGGGCGGGCUGACGCGGGAGCUCUUCAGCGUGGCCGCCAGGGCCCUCCGCGAGCCCGGGGCCGGGGCCUUCCGCCGCCUCGCCUCGCAGCUCCUCUGGUUCCCCAGGCAGGCGUCCAGCCACGGCAACACCUUCUUCCUCGUCGGGACCCUCUUCGGAAUGGCCCUGUACAACAAGUGCAUCGCUCCCUUUCCCUUCCCCCAAGCGCUCUACAAGAAGAUGCUCCAGGUUGAGCUCACGCUGGAAGACUUGAAGGAGCUGCUGCCUUCAGAGGGCAGGAGUCUUCAGCAAAUUUUGGAUGAAGAACACGAUGAUAUCUUUGAGAACCUGGACUUGAACUUCACGAUACUGGAAGAAGAAGGAGGCUCCACGGUUGUCACUGAACUUAAAGAAAAUGGUACCAACAUUCCUGUCACUAAGCAGAACAGGAAGGAAUUUGUUGACUUGUAUGUGAACUAUGUGUUCAAUGAAUCAGUACAAAAGCCAUUUAAGGAGUUUAUGCGAGGGUUUUCAAGAGGCUGCCCAGCUAAAAAGUGGAAGAUGUUUCUCCCUGUAGAGCUCCAGGCUAUUUUUGAGGGACACAAAAAAUAUGACUGGCACCUGCUGGAAAAGAAUGUGAAGUACUCAGGUUAUAGAAAGUCAGAUGAAACCAUCAAAAGUUUUUGGGAUGUGUUUCACAAACUCCCAGAAGAAAAAAAGAGAAUGUUUCUCGCUUUUUUGUCAGGAUCUGAUCGAAUUCCGGCAAGUGGACUAGAAGAUUUUACAUUUGUUAUUGCAGAUCCUGAAAAGGAAAAUCCAGAUGCGUACUAUCCUGUUGGCAAUACCUGCAGCUAUAUAUUACAGCUGCCCAGAUACAGCUGUAAAAGAAUACUCAAAAAAAGGCUCCUCUCUGCCAUAGAGCAUUGUGAGAAUUUUGGUUUGCCCUAACUUUGUCGGGAGUGCUUUAAAGCAAAAGUAAGCAAACAGAAAAUUCAGUCUUUGUCUCACCUCUUAAUUUAUUUUUCUUUGUGCCUCUGAUGUGCUGGUUUCUCCUCACGCCUUCCCUUAUUUUUACUCUACUUUCUAGACACUUAAGUGCAUUCCUCGGGUUGUGUAUUAUAAAAACGAGCUUCGAUCAGAUGCCUGGUUGUUAGGAUUCUUCUUUCCUGAUUUUAAUCAUCUACUUAACAUGCUUUCAUGAAGCAAGUUGGGAAACAGAUAUGUUUAUGUAUAUGUCCAUCUUCCCUGCACUGUACUGAUGCUACUUAGUGGGUGACCUUUCAGCAGCCUGAGACUUUGUGCUUUCCAAAUCACCAGCAAUCACACUGUAAGUGUAUGCUAACCAAUAGUAGUUGCAAGAGGAAGGCAGGAAAAGUUUUCAUCCAUGUUAGUGAUGGAUCUUCUUAGGGAGCACUUAUUUCUAAGGAGACCAGCUCCUGAAAACUGAAUUGACUGAGCAGUCAUUACUCACCUGUAUAUUGCCUUUGAUUUACCUGAGAGACAUUCUCAGGAUGAGGACUUGAGUGAUCCUUGACUUGGUCAAAAGCCUUAUUUUUAAAGCAUUAAUGGUCUUUUUAUUAUUUAGUGUGAUAGUACUGUGGAAUUUGUCAUGUUUUCUUUGUAUUUUCUAUGUAGAUGGUUUACAAUAAAACAAAAUAUUAGGCCUGCAGAACAACUCAGUGCCUACCCGGAGCCCUGUGAACAUGAGGCAUGACUGCUGGAAGUUCAUUGCCAGGACAGUACCUGACACUGGCAGCACAUUGUCAAUGUCCAGCAGAGUGUAAAGGCUACAGCUGUAUAUUUUUCCUGUAUGUUUUACUUCAUGUAAAAAAAAAAAUAUGUAUUUUGUUCUAUUGAGAGACAAUGAUAAUGAUUUACUAGCAAUCCUCUCGUUUCUUUGCUAUGUUAAAUGUGUGAAUGGACACACACAUCUGAAGAAUGAUUUUUAUUAUGUCUGUUGUCAAAUGCUACGUUGAAUUAAGUGAUGAUUGAUUGAAUUCCCAUAUCUGUAGUUUUGUUCUUUUUUUUGUUAAGCAGCUGCCUGUGUAUCUGUGUUUUUUGUCCUCAUAUAGUAGAUAUAGGAAAGUCAUUCACAUGAGGAGUCAAGUGUACUUCAAACAGAUGCAUUGCCUAAGUCAAA